AUGAACCAGGCGAUUCUAGAAGGCCUCAAGAGGAGAAUCUCGGGCGCACAUGGUGCUUGGGUGGACAAGCUUCCCAACGUCCUAUGGGCAAUGCAAACGACUCCCAAAACUACCUCGGGGGAAUCUUUGUUCAGCCUAGCGUUCGGGACUGAGGUGGUCCUUCCGCCCAAGAUGUUGUUCCCGACCCUGCGCACCUCCAAUUAUGAGCAAGGAGACUCUGAGAAGGGACUCCGAGCUAACCUGGAUCUUCUUGAGGAAAGGAGAGCCAAGGCACAUCUGCGUGCCUUGGCUUACAAGAAGGCAACAACUCGGAUAUACAACCGAAAGGUUCAUUCGCGGUCGAUCAAGGUCAGGGACCUCGUCCUUCGAAUAGCAGAAGUGAGCGACCCGACUCGAGCAAGGGGAAAGCUCACACCCAACUGGGAAGGCCCCUAUUGA
Musa acuminata AAA Group (dessert banana) is the source of this 438-nucleotide messenger RNA. RefSeq lists its product as uncharacterized. Gene Ontology annotation, molecular function: nucleic acid binding. Lineage: Eukaryota; Viridiplantae; Streptophyta; Magnoliopsida; Zingiberales; Musaceae. The transcript has a single exon. The coding region runs from base 1 to 438 and encodes 145 amino acids. The record is from RefSeq and is a predicted model, not a curated record.